UUCAACAAUGGCGGAUAGUUCGACCCAAAAGCUCCACGCAAUCUUAGUACCUUACCCUCUUCAAGGCCACGUAAUCCCGUCCGUCAACUUAGCCAUAAAGCUAGCAUCCAAAGGUUUCACCGUCACCUUCGUCAACACACAGUUCGUACACCACCAGACCGCCAAGGCUCACCCGGAGAUCGGUUCUGAUAUCUUCGCCACGGUCCGAGGAUCGGGCCUCGACAUAACGUACACCACGGUGUCAGACGGUCUCCCUCUCGGGUUCGACCGGUCGUUGAACCACGACCAGUUCAUGGCUUCAUUGUUGCAUAUUUUCUCGGCCCAUGUCGAUGAACUGAUCGGUCGGAUAGUUGAGUCGGGGGAGAAGAUUCAUUGCUUGAUUGCCGAUACUUUCUUCGUUUGGCCUUCGAAGAUUGCAAACAAGUUCGGGAUGCUUUAUGUGUCGUAUUGGACGGAACCGGCUUUGGUGUUUACGUUAUACUAUCACUUGGAUCUUCUCAAGAAAAAUGGUCACUUUGGCAAGAAAGAUCGUCGUGAAGACGCCAUAAACUACAUACCGGGAGUUGCAGCGGUUGAACCCAAGGACACGAUGUCUUACCUUCAAGAAACCGAUACAACAUCGGUUGUUCAUCAAAUCAUUUUCACUGCAUUCCAAGAUGUCAAAAAUGCAGAUUUUGUUCUAUGCAACACGGUUCAAGAACUUGAGCUCGAUACCAUAACAGCUCUACAUGCCAAAGUCCCGUUUUACGCAAUCGGACCUAUUUUCCCACCGGGAUUCACCAAGAGCCGUGCGGCUACAAGCCUCUGGCCCGAGUCUGACUGCACUCAAUGGCUCGACAAGAAGCCUCCCGGCUCGGUUUUGUACGUUUCUUUUGGUAGCUACGCCCACGUUACAAGAACCGAGCUUAUAGAGAUAGCUCAAGGGCUCGCCCUUAGCAAAGUGAGUUUCCUUUGGGUUCUUCGACCUGAUAUUGUGAGCUCCGAUGUGGUCGAUCCCUUGCCCUUUGGAUUCAGAGAGGAGGUGAACGACCGUGCGAUGAUCGUACCGUGGUGCUGUCAAAAUGCGGUGCUGGCUCACCCUGCAACCGGAGGGUUCUUAACGCAUUGCGGGUGGAAUUCGAUACUGGAGAGUACUUGGUGUGGGGUUCCAUUGCUGUGUUACCCUUUGUUAACUGAUCAAUUCACCAACAGGAAACUGGUGGUUGAUGAUUGGAAGAUGGGGAUUAAUUUGAGCAACACAACACCCAUUUCAAAGGAGCAAGUUUCGGAUAAUGUCAACCGGCUGAUGAGUGGACAAUCAGGGGAUCAUUAUAGGAACAAAGUAAAAGAGAUGAGGACAAUAUUGGAAACUGCAGUGUCAUCAGAGACCAACAUGGAUAUCUUCAUCAAGGAAGUCAAGGCCAAAUGUCAAAUCAGACAAUACUCUCUGUAA
Hibiscus syriacus is the source of this 1432-nucleotide messenger RNA. Its product is annotated as UDP-glycosyltransferase 86A2-like. The record is from RefSeq and is a predicted model, not a curated record. NCBI's taxonomy places the organism in Eukaryota, Viridiplantae, Streptophyta, Magnoliopsida, Malvales, Malvaceae. Gene Ontology annotation, molecular function: UDP-glycosyltransferase activity.